Messenger RNA from Colletotrichum lupini, 2565 nucleotides. Its product is annotated as UDP-glucose,sterol transferase. The record is from RefSeq and is a predicted model, not a curated record. The transcript has 5 exons. Bases 1 to 2565 code for a protein of 854 amino acids. Gene Ontology annotation, molecular function: hexosyltransferase activity; UDP-glycosyltransferase activity. Lineage: Eukaryota; Fungi; Ascomycota; Sordariomycetes; Glomerellales; Glomerellaceae. Gene Ontology annotation, biological process: carbohydrate metabolic process.
AUGGAAGGCGAAAAGAGAGAGACAUUUGGAUCCUCUAGGGAGUCUAAAGCUUCGGCCUUGGGGCUCGAGGACCUCUAUCUCGAAGAAGGCGAACCAUCCGGCUCAACGCAAGCCGAAGACCAGACACCGCCUGAGUAUACACCCCAGUACACACCUCAACGCCAAUGGCCAAUACCACUCAAUAUCGUGGUCCAAGUCGUCGGCUCCAGAGGCGACGUGCAGCCCUUCCUCGCCCUCGCCUCCGCCCUUCAGAAAGCAGGCCACCGCGUCCGCAUCGCAACGCACCCGCAGUUCUCCUCCUUUGUCCUCGAAUCCAACAACUCCGUCCCAGCCUCUGCCUCACCAAACAGGAUCGAGUUCUUCCCCGUCGGCGGCGACCCGGCCGAUCUCAUGGCGUACAUGGUCGAGUCACCCUCCCUGAUCCCCAAAAUGUCGCAGAUCCGCGCGGGCAUCAUCCAGCGGAAGCGCGACAUGUACGUCGAGAUGCUCGACGGCUUUUGGCGGUCCUGCGUUCACCCUGACCCCCUUUCCAACGUGCCAUUUGUUGCUGAUGCCAUUAUUGCCAACCCACCGAGCUUCGCCCACGUGCACUGCGCCCAGGCGCUGGGAAUCCCGGUGCAUUUGAUGUUUACGAUGCCGUGGAGCAGUACCAAGGCGUUUCCGCAUCCGUUGGCGAAUAUUGGGUUUUCAAAGGCGGAUAAGAAGAGUACGAAUCAUGCUUCGUAUUCUGCUGUUGAGUUUUUGACAUGGCAGGGCUUGGGAGAUCUUGUCAACGCGUGGAGAGUCCAGUCACUUGGCUUGGAACCUGUUCCGUCGACUGAGGGACAUCGUAUACUGGAAAGUCUGCAAGUCCCAUUCACAUAUUGUUGGUCGCCGUCUCUCGUGCCCAAGCCUAGUGAUUGGGGUCCGCACAUUGGUAUGUUCCACAUCAAGAAAUCUACCAUGAAGAGUCAAGCUAACGAUCAGCAACAAGACAUUAGUGGCUUCUUCUUCCGCGACCCUGCGCCGUAUACACCACCUCCCGACCUCGAAGCCUUUCUCAAGGCCGGCCCACCACCCAUAUACGUCGGAUUCGGAAGUAUUGUGGUUGGCGGAAUCGAGGGCCUCAUGACCAUGGUCCUCAGCGCAAUCAAGGCGACAGGAGUCAGAGCCAUUAUCUCGAGAGGCUGGAGCAACUUGACCGGCGAGGAGUCGUACAACGUAUUUUACGUGGGCGAUUGCCCGCACGAGUGGCUAUUCCAGCAAGUCGCCGCUGUCAUCCACCACGGCGGCGCCGGUACUACAGCCUGCGGAUUGAGAUACGGAAAGCCUACAACCAUUGUUCCCUUCUUCGGAGACCAACCCUUCUGGGGCGCCGUCGUGGCAGAAGCUGGCGCAGGACCAGACCCCAUCCCCUACCGCUCCCUCACAUCGCAAAAGUUAAUCCAGGCCAUCCAGCUCUGCCUCUCCCUGGACGCCAUCCGCUCGGCCAGAAAGCUCGCCGACGCAAUGCAGAGGGAGAACGGCGUCCAGGCCGCCGUCGACGCCUUCCAUGCCAACUUGCCACAGUCGAAAAUGGGCUGCGACUUCUUCUCUGACCAGCCCGCGGCGCUGGUCUACGGGAGGGGUAAGAAACAGGUCAAGAUGUGUAGACCCGUCGCGUCCAUCUUGGUCAAGAAUGGAAAAUUGCAGCGGAAGCAGCUCAAGUCAUAUAGAUCGAAACCGACAAACAUUGAGAACCAGAGAUGGGACCCCCUGACGGCAGUAUCGGCAGCCUCCAUCUCGACAAUUGUCAAAAUGGCAGGCGCCACAGCCGACAUUAUUGUCAAGCCUUUUGAACAAUACAAACGUACCAGCGAGUCUGGCGAGAACCUCGAAGAGCAGCAGCAAGUCGAGAACACGCAAAGACACAGCCAAGCGCCCGCGUUCGCCAUGUUGCCCCUCCCCGGCGUCGGCGUCCCAGACGGGGCGGCGGCAACCGGAGAGAAAGCUUCCUCGGCCCGGCCGCCGCCAUCCAGGGGUAGCCAGGAAUCAUCCUCCAACGGCGCAAAACCAGGCGCCAUGGCAGCCGCAGCAGCCAACGGCGUAGGCAAACUCGCGAGCAACGCGACGAAAGGUCUGCUCGUCGACAUACCCCUCGCCGUGACGGAGGGUCUCCGCGCGGUGCCGAACCUGUACGGCGAGCCCGUCCGCAAGCACGACGCCGUCGAGGGUUUCCGCAGCGGCGUCUCGGUGGCGGGCAAGACGUUCUGCCAGGACAUGAAGGGCGGGCUGACAGACAUCUUUGUGCACACGUACACGGGCAAAAAGGAGCAGGGCGCGCUGGGGGCGGCCAAGGGGCUUGGGAAGGGGGUGGCUAGUCUUGUAACGAAGAGUACUGCUGCGACGUUUGGAUUGGUUAGUUACCCGGCGCAGGGGAUUUAUAGGAGCAUCUGGGCUGCGUCGUAUGCGGAUACGAGGAGGAGUAUUGAGGAUGAGAAGUUGUUGGAGGGAGAUUGGAUGGUGUCCAUGAGCCCUGGGUGGAAGAUGGAUCAUGCUGCCAUUGUGGAGGAUUUUGAGGGGAUGAAGGGGACUAGAGGGCAGUGA